Messenger RNA from Suillus plorans, 150 nucleotides. RefSeq lists its product as uncharacterized. The annotation marks the transcript as partial. The transcript has a single exon. Lineage: Eukaryota; Fungi; Basidiomycota; Agaricomycetes; Boletales; Suillaceae. The record is from RefSeq and is a predicted model, not a curated record.
AUUAUCAUUUGGUCACAGACUCUUGAGGAGCACGAACGUAAUGUUUGCCGUGUUCUAUCUGCCUUGCGUGACGCACACUUGUACUGUUCACUAAAGAAGACACUAUUGUUUGCUACUGAAAUGGACUUUCUAGGUCAUCACAUUUCCGCA